Messenger RNA from Aspergillus uvarum CBS 121591, 312 nucleotides. RefSeq names its product GroES family chaperonin. Lineage: Eukaryota; Fungi; Ascomycota; Eurotiomycetes; Eurotiales; Aspergillaceae. The record is from RefSeq and is a predicted model, not a curated record. The coding region runs from base 1 to 312 and encodes 103 amino acids. The transcript is spliced from 4 exons. Gene Ontology annotation, cellular component: mitochondrial matrix. Gene Ontology annotation, molecular function: protein-folding chaperone binding; protein folding chaperone; ATP binding.
AUGUCUUUCCUCCGCAACGUCAAGAACCUUGCCCCUCUCCUGGACCGCGUCCUGGUCCAGCGUGUCAAGCCCGAGGCUAAGACCGCCUCCGGUAUUUUCCUCCCCGAGAGCAGCGUCAAGGAGCAGAACGAGGCCAAGGUCCUCGCCGUUGGCCCCGGUGCCGUCGACCGCAAUGGCCAGCGCAUCCCCAUGGGCGUCGCUGUCGGCGACCGUGUCCUCAUCCCCCAGUUCGGUGGUAGCCCCAUCAAGGUUGGAGAGGAGGAAUACACCCUCUACCGCGACUCCGAGAUCCUCGCCAAGAUCAACGAGUAA